Chenopodium quinoa (quinoa) is the source of this 707-nucleotide messenger RNA. Its product is annotated as SKP1-like protein 1B. Gene Ontology annotation, molecular function: cullin family protein binding. Lineage: Eukaryota; Viridiplantae; Streptophyta; Magnoliopsida; Caryophyllales; Amaranthaceae. The record is from RefSeq and is a predicted model, not a curated record. The transcript is spliced from 2 exons. Bases 80 to 556 code for a protein of 158 amino acids. Gene Ontology annotation, cellular component: nucleus; cytoplasm. Gene Ontology annotation, biological process: SCF-dependent proteasomal ubiquitin-dependent protein catabolic process.
UUUAGUCUCAUCACAUUCUCUCAUACUCCGAUACUCCCAAUUCAUCUUCUUCUUUUCUCAACUUUUCAACCAAAAAGCAAUGGCUUCAUUCAGGAAGAUAAUCCUCAAGAGUGCCGAUAAUGAGCGUUUCGAGGUUGACGAAAACGCAGCAAAGCUUUCUCAAACCAUCAAGAACUUGAUCGAAGACAUCGGUGUAAGCAACGAUCCAAUUCCGCUGCCUAAUGUGAGCUCAACAAUUCUGUCAAAGAUAAUCGAGUACUGCAACAAACAUGUCGAGGAAGAGAAUAAGGCUGAAUCCGAAACCCCGAACAAUGAUGAUCUCAAACAAUGGGAUGCGGACUUCCUCAAAGUCGACCAGAAUAUCCUCUUUGAUCUCAUUCUUGCUGCUAAUUACAUGGAAAUAAAGAGUUUGCUGGAUUUAACUUGUCAGUGUGUGGCGGAUAUGAUCAAGGGAAAGUCUCCCAAGCAGAUAAGGAAGCACUUCAAUAUCAAGAAUGAUUUCUCUCCGGAAGAAGAGGAAGAAGUUGGCAGAGAGAACCAGUGGGCUUUCGAGUAAUCUGAAGUAGCAAUGGACUUAACUGUUUAGAACAACUUCAUUUAAUUACCAGUCUCAAAUUGUGUUUCUAAAUAGUUUAAUUAUCCUGCUACAUUUGUUUGCUUAGUUCUGUAGCACAAACUAUGUUUACUGCUUUAUCAGUUUAUCUAAU